AAAAGCCACCAAAAUUACCAAUAGGGAAUUGUUAAGGUGGCAAGUUUCGUCUCGAGUCGAAUAUAUUUUUAAGACUGUAAAUAAAUAAGUACAUAAUAUUUGACGCAAUGGCCCCAAAGGAAAAAGAUACUAAGGAUAAGGAGGAAAAGAUCGCAAAAAUAAAUAAAUGGGACGGGUCUGCAGUUAAAAAUGCCAUAGAUGAUGCCGUGAGAGAAGUACUUACAAAAAAAUAUAACUAUGUGGAGAAUUUUGCACUGAUGGAUGGUCGAUUAACUAUUUGUGGUAUAGCAGUAGGUGUAGCCAUGUUUGCCUUACUUUGGGAUUAUCUGUAUCCUUUUCCACAGUCUCGGCCGGUUCUUAUACUCUGUGUCAGUACAUACUUUAUUUUGAUGGGAAUUUUAACCCUAUACACCACAUAUAAAGAAAAGGGAAUUUUUGCUGUAUGUCUUCAAAAGGACGGUUCUAAGAAAGAAACUAUUUGGGAAGCCAGCUCAUUUUUGGCAAAAUACGAUGACAAAUAUAAUUUGACUCUCGCCCUGGUAGACAGUAAAACGAAACAGAGACGGGAGACAAGUUCGAAGAAAAGUGUAGCACACUUUAUUGAUGUUAAUGGUUACGUCGUCCCCGAACAGGUUGAGAGCGAAGUGUCCAGACUGCACAACUCUCUAUUGAGCGAACGCAAAACAAAAUGAUCUGGUCAAGUUUGCGUUUUCUGCAUUUAAAUUAUUCCACAAUUUUAUAUUUUAGAAUAAAUUGUUUGGUUUGGA
Molecule: messenger RNA, 767 nt
Organism: Anoplophora glabripennis (Asian longhorned beetle)
Lineage: Eukaryota; Metazoa; Arthropoda; Insecta; Coleoptera; Cerambycidae
Gene: Spase25
Product: signal peptidase complex subunit 2
Exons: 5
Coding region: 108-692 (194 amino acids)
Biological process (GO): protein targeting to ER
Cellular component (GO): signal peptidase complex; membrane
Source: RefSeq, a predicted model, not a curated record